Messenger RNA from Triplophysa dalaica, 4593 nucleotides. It is a transcript of the gene nexmifa, whose product is annotated as neurite extension and migration factor a. Gene Ontology annotation, cellular component: nucleus. NCBI's taxonomy places the organism in Eukaryota, Metazoa, Chordata, Actinopteri, Cypriniformes, Nemacheilidae. Gene Ontology annotation, biological process: negative regulation of neuron migration; negative regulation of cell adhesion mediated by integrin; negative regulation of cell-cell adhesion mediated by cadherin. The record is from RefSeq and is a predicted model, not a curated record.
UAUUUCAGCUUUGCCAUCAGUUAUACUUACUAGUUAUUAUUUAUUCACUUGAGACACCUGCUUUUGUUACAGCUGUUUAUCUAUGAGAAAUAAUCUGCAAUCAACGCUUAAACCCCUUAAAAUCGCAGUGCGCAUGCGUGUGCCUAUGCACCUGUUCAGCAGUGACGCGCGCUCCCGACUACUCAGCGCGCCGCCGUGCGAAAUAUGGGGGCGCGCUCUUUAUGGCAGGUCUCGAAAGAGGGGGAGCAGCAGCGCACGAGCGCGCCGUCGUUGUCAGGGCCGGGGUACAGCAGGGAAAAACACAUACACACGCACGCACACCCCCGUCUCUCUCACACACGCACGUAGGGCAAAAAGAAAAGCGACGUUAACGGAGGCGAGACCGUACUAAUGCUGAAUAGCGGGAGGACAUAAGCAUGCGGCGUGGAGCAGGGGCUGCAGCAGACCUUUGUUUGUUUCCUGGAAACCCUGGAGCGCGAGGGAAUAAAAUGGAGUGGUAGGAGCUCUGAGGCGCGUCCACCUGCUGCUACAGGGGAGGCAGUCCGGGCUCGCGAGAGAGCGGAAACAUGGUGAGACCGCUUCAUUGAAGGGAGCCAAAAACAUAUGACAACAUUCCACACGCUUGACGGUCAAACGGAGUCUAAGGAGCGGGCGGGACGAGCGGCCCUGGCGUAACAGGAGGCUGGUCAGUGGUAAUUAUGUUAUUGAGAGAGAGAUUCAGUUGAGAUAUAUGGAUGUUCUACCAGAGUCACGAUUCUCAGGGGCAGAUCACAGCCCCUGCCCAGGAGAUACUAAUGAAAAUGAACCACAUGACCCGUUGGCAGAUGUGUCACAUGAUCUGAGGCGCUGUGAUGACAUCGAGCCUGCUGUGCUGUCCCUUCCCUCCCUCUGCGCCCAGAGUCAAACAAUUGAAGGGCCUCUUAGCCCAGCUGACUUACAUGAUGGGUCUGUCUCCAACACCACCUCUUUGUCCUCUCUCUCAUCAUUCUCCUCUCUAUCCUCCCUCUCAUCUCUAUCUUCUGUGCCCUGUUCCAAACCUGUAACACCCUGGUCUGUUGCGCAGACCUGUGAAAGGUCAUCUCUCUCUAACAUGGACUCCAGGGGUGGGGACUGCCUUAGCUGUCUGAUCCCAAAAAACCCAUCUGAACCGGAAUCCUGUGAGUCCGUGCUCAACUUUGCUAGUAUCAACUUGCAAUGCCUUGGCCCCACCCCCAGCACAGGUCGCUAUGGUGACCAGGUUCUUUCUGACCAGCUACUCAGUGGCCCCACCCAUCCAAGUGGAACCAGUGAUGGGGCUGAGGAGGGGAGGUCGACGCAGGAGAGCGAAUCGGAUGAGGACCCUGCAUCCAGGAGCAUAUAUGAAGGUCUUGGAGAGGAAUCGCAGGACUGGAGCUGUUUAGAGACUCUCAUCAGUGAGAGCCGUAUGGAGCUGUUGGACUUAUGCUCCCGCAGCGAACUUGCAGUUAAUCUGUUCUGUGAGGAAGAUGUGGAGAAUUACAUGUUUCAGGAGGAGGAGACAGCACUCAGUGCUGAUGUCUGCUCACUCAAGAUACGCUAUGAGUCCUAUCAGGAUGGAGUGGAGGAGAGGAGCGAGUCUGCCCUGCAGGAUGAAUCUCAGCUAGGCUUCUUUCCCAGCUUACCUUGCAGUAGAAAAGAGCCAAAAGAGAAACUAGACCAAUCAACUGAGAUUAAAACUGACGAUCAUGUGACCCCCAACAUUAGCCCAGACAAUAACUUUCUUUUUGAUCUCAGUAACUCGCCAGAUGAUUCUGGUGAAUUUAGUGAUGACAGCUCCUGCACGGGCUCCCCCGACCAUGGACUCUCACUUCGCCAUGGCCGCCUGUCCAGAGAAAACUCCAGCUCAUCCAGCCAACUAAGCUACCGCCUCCGGGCUAAGAGGAAGGUGGCCUACCGUGAAGAUUACCUGUAUGACGUAGACUCCAUAGAAAGUGAGAGGAAUGCAGAGAAACGUGACAAACAGCCUACAGGCCUCAAGAAAGAGCGUGAUGAUGACUGGUGUCCAAAGAAGAAACGACGGUCCAAUCGGAGGGAGCCUCCUGUCAUUAUAAAAUACAUCAUCAUAAACCGUUUUAAAGGCCAGAGGCACAUGAGAGUGAGGCUGGGACGAGUUGACCCAUCACCUGCUGCGGUCUGUCUGAGUCCAAAUGCCCUUCUGCACUUUGAGAGACUUGCACCAUUAAAAGCCUACUGGCAGAAAAGAGAGAAGGAACAAGAGGAGCAGAAUAGAUUGACAGCUACAGAAAGAAACAAACGUCUCAAUGGCUGUAAGAGACCAAGCGCUAUGCUCAAACGAAAGCACAGGAUGGCCAGACUUCGAAUCCAGCAGAUCCAUGCAGUAGAGAAUUCCCACCCAUGCCAAACUAUAGUCGUCUCCACCAACAAUCAGAAAAGCACAGAGGAACCAAAAGAGGAAAUUACCUCCACUAAAUACACUGCCAGGGCUAAAAGCAGAACGCAGGAGAGGGAGGAAAGAAGGAAGGCAGGUAAAACAGGGAAGAUAAAAAAAUUCAAAAGUGAAGCAAGGUUGAAAAAAGAGGCUGAAAGACAGGAAGUCCCUGAAGCCUCAGAGAUUGAGCAGUGCACCACAUGUUUACCAGAAAGCCUAAAUGACUCUUUGGAAGGUAAUGUUGUUUCAAAUGACAUCUCCAGUAGUGAUCCUGAAAAAUGCACUUUGACCCCAACUGCUCCAGGGACUGCUGGAAAUGCAGACCUCCUCCCAGGAGGAUACCUACAGACACUUCUGGAAACUUCGGAGUUAUCCAACAAUGGUAACAUUACAUAUUUCCAUUCAGGGCUGCAGAAUGCCACAGUACAGACCAUUCAGACUUGUGUCCUCUCUCCCCCCUCUGAAUCUGAGCGACCGCACUCUCCUCCACCUGUGCAUGGGCCACACCACACUCAGUAUGCUGAGCCCAACCUUAAUGAACCAAGCCAACCCAUUUCAUGGCCAUCCCAGCCAUCUGCUGAACAGCUACCCUUCUCCCCUGACAUCCCAACGCAGUCUCCUGUGAUGCCAUCAGGCUUUCCCACACUGCUACCUGUGUUAGCAGAAGAUGGCACACCUGUGGCGGGGUAUGGUCAAGUGUCUCUAUCAGGGUGCAGACAAAUGACCCAAUAUGAGGAGUCCCAACCUGAUGCUGAUUAUGGGAUGAGUCCUGCUCUGUCUCGAACUGACAGUGGUGUGGGACGAUUAGUGAGCUUUAACUCAUUGGGGUCACUUUCAGCCACCUCUAGCAAUUAUAGCUCACUCAGUCUGAGAGAAGGAGAAAGAGAGGAGGAGAUUGGUGAGAUAAACGAUGGCUUUCUACCACACUGCAGCCCCCGACUUGUCCUGCAGCAAAGUCUUGAGGAGGUUGCUCCACUUCGAGAGUCCACUGACCUCCUGGAUAUCUCCAACUUUACACCUGACAAAUUCCGUCAUUCGUCACUAUCUGAGAUGUCCCCACCAGACACACCCAACUCUUCACCACAGCUUCUUGGGAAUUGUGGGAAAGUUGGAGAGUUCUCUGAGUCGAGAGAAACAAAUGUACAGUGGAGUUGUGGAGUUGUCCCGCAGCUUGAUCAAGAUGGAGGAGGAAACACGCACCUCCUUCAGAUACACUCUUUUAACACAGAGGAGGAAGAAGACGGGCUUAGGGAUCAGAAGGGUUCGACAAAGAAGGGUGGGAAAAAUGGACAAGGCGCUAAAAAAAACAAAACUUCUAAAAUAGUCAAAGGAGAAAAAGUAAAGCUCCCACGCCAGGGCUCUCGGUCUGUGCGGAAGAUAAAAGCCUUGCUGGAAGGAAAAGCAGCAAAACAUGGCGGAGGGUCAGGGAGCGGUGCCUCGUCCCCCACCCCAUCACUUGGAUUAAUUGGAGCUCAAGGGGAGUGGCCUAACAAUGGGGGACUGUCAAACGAUGACCAACGAGAAUUUCAGGAACCAUCAAACAUCCUGUCCAAUAUAGUGUCUGGCAUGGCUGAGGUACAGCGCUUCAUGAGGGCCUCUGUGGAACCACUUUGGGGGCCCUGCCUGUCACCAGGUCAACAUGCCCUCCAGAGCCAGACACUGAAGAUUCUCGGUAGUGCGGCUGACCUUAAAAAGCGGGGUGGUGCCUCGGGCGGGGGUAAAGGGAAGAAAGGGGGUGGUCGUGGUGCUAAAACACUGCCUAAACUUCUGCCACCAGGAUUCUUUCCUCCCCUUGGAUUGGACUGCCUCCCACUUCCACACCGUCCAGCCCACAAAAAAAUGUAUCGCCACAAAAGCAGCACUAAGUUUGCGCGUGAGGAACUCUUGGCAGGCAAAAGGGACAUAAAAGGAGUAGCAUUGACCGCUUUGGUAGAGAAACGGAGCUAUAACACUCUAUGUGUUAAAUCAGUGUCACAGCACCAAGCCCAGCCUGCUCUUUCUCUCAGAAAAUGGUUGCCUUCUGUUCAGAGGUCAAAAGUCUUGUGUAGUAUUUUGUGAUAAGAAUGAUUUCCCCUUUUUACUGUGCCAAACUCUCAGAACUUUGGGCUUUGACGUACUAAAAGAGGGAGGUUCAGAAACGUAUUGGUCUCAAAUGAGAUUUCUUCAUUAUCAUUGUUUGUUUAUAA